This is a messenger RNA of Elaeis guineensis (African oil palm), 2418 nucleotides long. RefSeq lists its product as uncharacterized. Gene Ontology annotation, biological process: fatty acid metabolic process. Gene Ontology annotation, molecular function: fatty-acyl-CoA binding. NCBI's taxonomy places the organism in Eukaryota, Viridiplantae, Streptophyta, Magnoliopsida, Arecales, Arecaceae. The record is from RefSeq and is a predicted model, not a curated record.
UUUUGACCUUAAAAAACGCUAAAGCGGGCGGCUCCGCCAACCCAGCCCUCAGCGGAUGCAACCGGAGAGCGCCCUUUCCCUUUCUUUCCUUCUUUCCCCCCUCCUUCAUUCUUCUUCUUUUCUUUCCUCUUUCCUUGGAGUGCAAGCGAAGGAGGAGGAGAAGGUGAUGGAGAUGGGGUUCCUCCUCGAGCUCCUUUUAACCGCUGUCCUCUCCGUCCUCCUCGCCUUCCUCCUCGGCAAGAUCUUCGUCAUCGAUUCCUCCGACGAUGACCACGAGGAGAAGCGCGAGCGAUCGGCCGAGACGGUCGGCGAAAUCCAUCGGGCCGCGGUCGAUGGCGACGAAGAUCGCCGACAUACCGAGGAGAUUCAUGAAUCGGAUUAUAUUGCUGCGGAGUCGGCGGUGGCGGCUGAUAAAGCGAGUAAAGGGAACGAUGAUGAAGGAGAUGGAGGGAUUGUCCUCUGGUCGGAGGACGAUGUCUUGGUGGAUCAUAGCUUGGAAGGUGGCUCUGAAGCUGUAGAAAAACUUGGAUUGGAUGAAGACUCUGCCAGAAGACUGUCCGAAGGGGUUGGAUUUGAGGAGGCUAAAGAAGAAGGAAGGUCAGAGGAGGUGGGAGCCGAUGAGAUUGACCUGGAGAGCGUCAACUUAGAGAUGAAGAAAGAAGAGGCAAGGAUAUAUGAAGGAAAUAUACGGAGAUUGGCAGAUGAGUCGACAAGAGAUACGAUUGAGGAGGGCAAAAUGUUAAGGCUUGAAAGAUUGCCUAAAAUAGAAGAGAGAUUAAUAAACGAUGCGGACGUCACAGAACUUGAGCCGGCGAUGGAGAAGGGAGAAGAAAAUAAGCCUGAAGUGACUGUGCUGAAUUUGGAAGAUGAAUCCAGUAGCAAAGUGGCUGAGGUGGAGAUUGGAAGGGUCGAGAGGUUGCUAAAAGAAGAAGGAAGCUCUGAGGAGGUGAUGGCCACGGUAAUUGAGACCCCGGAGAACGAGAAUGAACGAGAGAAAACAUCUGAAAUAAAUGUAGUGAGAUUGGAAUCCACUAGAGAAAUGGUUGAGAAAGUUGCACCUGAAAGAAUCAAGGAAGAGAAAAGAUUGUUAAUGAAAGAAGAAUGCUCAGAGGAGUCCAGAGCCAGUGAUCUUGACAUGGAGAAGAAGACUGAAGGAGAGAGUCAGUGCCAAAUAGGUUUGCUUAAUUUGGAAGAUGCUUCUAUGAGAGAAAUGGAUGAGGUAGUAGUUGAAGAGACUGGAGAGGAACAAAAGCUGGUUAGAGAAGAAGAAAGAUCAGCAGAGGUGACAUCUUGCAAUUUUGAGCAAGAUAAGGAGAUUGAGCAAGAGCAUUUGGAUGCUAAAGCAGUUAAGUUAGAAGAGGACUCUAUACAAACGAUGCCUGAGAAGGUGGAAAUUGAUUGGGUUGACUCUCCUAAUUUGGUUGGAAGGGAAGAAAGAUUGGCUGAUGGUGAAGUUUGUACUGUCAAGGUUGUUCAAUCACCUGAAGAAGAAAGGAUACUGCAAGAGGGAUCUCAAAGUGAAGCUAAAGGACAGAAGAUUUGCAUCCAUGAUGGGGGAUCUUUGCUUAAUGAGGAAGAUGAUUGGGAAGGGAUUGAGAAGAGCGAGCUGGAAAAGCGCUUUGGGGCCGCAAUAGCGUAUGUGGGUAGUGGUACUGGUGGAGAUGCAUUGUCAAAGCUGAGUAGUGAUGUGCAGAUGCAAUUGUAUGGACUACAAAAGGUUGCAACAGAGGGCCCUUGCUAUGAGUCGCAGCCAUUGGCUUUGAAGGUUUCUGCUCGUGCUAAAUGGCAUGCUUGGCAAAAACUGGGGAACAUGAAUCCGGAUAUGGCAAUGGAACAGUAUAUGACUAUUCUGUCUGAGAACAUUCCUGGAUGGAUUGAAGGGAAACCAGGACAGGAAGACAAUUCUAAUCCGGAGACAAUGAUAUCUGCAAUGGGGAAACCUGAUUCAUUUUCAACUUCACAUGAUCAACGUAGUUUUGAAAGUAAAAGGAAUCUAGAAGGCCCUUCUUCGAGUGAAGAGGAUCAUGCAACUGCUGGCUCAGAGCACCAGAAGAAGGAGUCAUGAAGGCGAGCUUCUUUUUCUUUCCUGCUCUGCCUAACAAAUAGACUACAUAUCUUAAUGGCCUAUUGGCUGACCUUUCUGCCUGUUGUGUGAAUGAGUUUAUAGAGACACUUUUCUGAAAUGGGGCCCGUAUUGCUGAUUAUGGUGGGCCAAUGGGGAUUCUUUAAAUAAUGUAUGGAUGGUACAUGGUCCAUGUGACUGUAACUUUGUAUAUACAAUUGUAUGGAUGCUGCUGUGUGGCAGGAGAUAUUUAUUCCUAUAGUUGUUACACAUCGUGUGUGUGUGUAUAUAUAUAAGGCCAGAAGGAAAGGCACAAAUUCCAAAUAUUUGCUGCAUUUUGCUGCAAGUUACAUUAA